Molecule: messenger RNA, 1285 nt
Organism: Apaloderma vittatum (bar-tailed trogon)
Lineage: Eukaryota; Metazoa; Chordata; Aves; Trogoniformes; Trogonidae
Gene: RNH1
Product: ribonuclease/angiogenin inhibitor 1
Exons: 8
Cellular component (GO): cytoplasm
Molecular function (GO): protein binding
Source: RefSeq, a predicted model, not a curated record
GCUGGAUGACUGCAAUCUCUCCAGCAGUAACUGCGAGGAUCUCUCCUCCAUCAUCAAAACGAACCCAUCCCUCACGGAGCUGAAGCUGAACAACAAUGAGCUGGGAGAUGCCGGCGUCGAGCACCUCUGUAAGGGGCUGCUGAUGCCGAGCUGCAGCCUGCAGAAGUUAUGGCUGCAGAACUGCAACCUGACGAGCGCCUGCUGCGAGACGCUGCGCUCCGUCCUCAGCGCGCAGCCCUCCCUCACCGAGCUGCACGUGGGCGACAACAAACUGGGAACCGCUGGCGUGAAGGUGCUGUGCCAAGGGAUCAUGAACCCCAACUGCAAGCUCCAGAAGCUGCAGCUGGAGUAUUGCGAGCUCACAGCCGACAUCGUGGAAGCUCUCAACGCCGCUCUGCAAAGCAAGCCCACCCUGAAGGAGCUGAGCCUGAGUAACAACACGCUGGGGGAUACAGCUGUGAAGCAGCUGUGCCAGGGCCUGGUGGAGGCGAGCUGCAACCUGGAGUUACUACAUCUGGAGAACUGUGGCAUAACCAGCAAUAGCUGUCGGGAGAUCAGCGCUGUUCUCAGUAACAAGUCGUCGGUGCUCGACCUCUCUGUGGGGGAUAACAAGAUCGGGGACUUUGGUCUGGCUCUGCUCUGCCAAGGGCUGAUGCAUCCCAACUGCAAAAUCCAGAAGCUAUGGUUGUGGGACUGCGAUCUCACGAGCGCCAGCUGCAAAGAUCUCUCCAGACUCAUCAGUACGAAAGAGACCCUCCUGGAGAUCAGUCUGAUAGACAAUAACCUGAGAGACUCUGGGAUGGAAAUGCUGUGCCAGGCGCUCAAGGACCCCAAGUCAAAACUCCAGGAGCUAUGGGUCAGGGAGUGCGGGCUCACAACCGCGUGCUGCAAGGCCGUCAGCUCCGCGCUCAGCUCCAACAAGCACUUGAAAGUGCUGCACAUGGGUGAGAACAAGUUGGGAGACGCAGGCGUGGAGCUCGUGUGCGAAGGGCUGCUGCACCCCAACUGCAACAUCCAGUCCCUGUGGCUGGGUAACUGUGAUCUCACAGCCGCCAGCUGCGCGACCCUCGCCACCGCCAUGACCACCAAGCAGUCCCUCACCGAGCUGGACCUGAGCUACAACUGCCUGGAAGACGAAGGCAUCAGGAAGCUCUGCGAAGCCUUGAGGAACCCCAGCUGCAACGUGCAGCAGUUAAUUUUGUACGACAUCUACUGGAGUUCCGAAGUAGACGAUGAACUGAGAGCCCUAGAGGAGUCCAAGCCUGAAGUGAAGAUCAUUUCAUGA